Molecule: messenger RNA, 612 nt
Organism: Plenodomus lingam JN3
Lineage: Eukaryota; Fungi; Ascomycota; Dothideomycetes; Pleosporales; Leptosphaeriaceae
Source: RefSeq, a predicted model, not a curated record
AUGCUAUCACUGUGGCAAAGCAGGACUGCAGUGCGAAUAUCCAGUCAAGAUUCUGCACACAUCGACGCAAAAAUCUCCUCCUACCUCUCCCUCUGCACAAACAUUGGAUGGUCUACAGGCUACACCGGGCAUGUUCAUAUGCACUUGUUUCAUCGUUUUCUCGUCACCGUAUAUCCGGACCUACCUCUCUGCGGCGAUAAAAUCCGGGCCAGUAUGAUACCAAGCUUCAUACACAACUACGAAUACCUCAUCCACUCCAUCCUCGCAUUGGCCGCUUCACAUCUCAACCCCAUGUCCCACUCCAGUCUCACAGCACAAGCACUCCAACACCGCAUUCUGGCCCUGAAUUCCCUCCACGAAGCCCUCUCCACACCCCCCGAGUCUGCAGCCGAGCAAGACGCUCGAAUCGCAGCUACCAUGGCUCUCGCCUUUCAAUCCAGCUACCUCGAUAACGGCAUGUCUGAAUUCCUGCUCAUGAUUCGCGGCUGCAUCAUCAUCGCAAACAACAACACCACGCAAUCCCUCUCCGCCUCCCUAUUCAACGUAAGCAUCCCCUCCUAUAAACCCCUUAAAAACCCCUAUAAAAACGCUCAAGCACAGGAAAACACCUGA